Messenger RNA from Debaryomyces fabryi, 882 nucleotides. Its product is annotated as arginase family protein. Gene Ontology annotation, molecular function: arginase activity; manganese ion binding. Bases 1 to 882 code for a protein of 293 amino acids. The record is from RefSeq and is a predicted model, not a curated record. Gene Ontology annotation, cellular component: nucleus; cytoplasm; cytosol. The transcript has a single exon. Lineage: Eukaryota; Fungi; Ascomycota; Pichiomycetes; Serinales; Debaryomycetaceae.
AUGGUAUUCAAUAAGAAGGUGAGUGUUAUUUUUUCUCCAUACCAUCUUGGUCAUCGUGAUUACAGAGUUGGCAAUGGACCAAAUCGAAUCAAGAAGCUAGGUAUUUUAGAUGAGUUGAAGACUUUAAAAUUGGAUAUUGAACUAGUGGAAAUUGAAAGAGUUGACGAGUUUGAAGGUGAAAUUGGUAUGAGUUUUGAAAUUUUGAGAAGAAUAUCAAAGGUAGUUGCAAAGUGCGUUUCAGAAGACCGAUUCCCGUUGGUUUUAGCUGGUAACUGUAUGUCAACGAUUGCUAUUGCCUGUGCUAUGAGAGAAAGGGAUUUUGGAUUUGUCUACUUCGAUGCUCAUGACGAUUUCGAAUCACCAGAUGACAACGAAAACGGUUAUUUUGAUGCCAUGGGUUUAUCAAUGCUACACGGUGAUAGCUGGAAGUAUCAUACUUCCACUAUACCAGGCUAUAAGCCAUUAUCAUAUGACAGGUUUCUUUAUGUUGGUUUACGUGAUCAAUCCAGCGCUCAACGUCAAAAUGUUAUAAAUGCUGGAAUGGACUUUAUAUUAGGUAGUUCAACAGAAAAAGUUGACUUCAAUUUGGAGCUUAAACAAAAAUUGAAAGAGAAAAAUUACUCACCAGCUUUGGUUCAUCUUGAUCUAGAUGUCUUGGAUGAAAGUUGUGGUAAGGUUAAUGAUUACCCUUCUGCGGGAGGGCUCUUUGAAGAUGAAUUAUUCGCUUGUAUGAAGACUGUAAGUUUGUCUGCUAGACCUUUAUCACUUACUGUUUGCUCAUUUGAUCCUAAUGCAGGUGAUGGUGACAAAAUCGCCUCUAUUGGUAUCAAGGCCAUUAUGACAUUCUUUGAGACUCUUAUUGAUAAUUCAAAUAUAGAGUGA